CACAUAAUCCAAAAUCACCUAGAAAAGAAACGAAUCCCACAGUUACAACUAAUUAAAUCUCAUGCCCUUAUCUUUAUGUAAUCUGUUUCCAAUUUACACCUCUUAAUUCUAAUUGUAAACUCAGUAGUAACUUUGUCUUCCUUCUAUAAUUAGCCACGCCUGCAUAUACCGGAUCAGGAACCUAGUCUGAAAAAGGUUGAAGAUCAAGAUCAUAGAUGAAAUCAAAUGGUGGUAUAAAUUGCUAUAUAGAAUACAUUUCAAUUUUUUUGAUAUGGUGUCGAUAAAGAAGGCCCUUUGGCCCAUGACUGCAUUCAUGGUGCUUGCCGACGCCUUGGUUGCUCCCAGAAUGGAACACCCGGGUCCGUUGUCAUUGCCCAACUUGCUCGAUGUUGAGAACAUCCAGCAAUUGCAACUGGAUUGGAAACUCCUAGACAACAUCCGUUUGGACACAGGAAGACUUAUCGUUGGCACUGGAACUGGGUCCUUGUGGAUGAACCCCGGUCUUGCCAAUUCCGACUCAGAAUGGACUGUGGAGUUGGUGUUUAGAUCCAACGGAGAGUCACAAAGAGAUCAACAAUUUGCAAAUUUCAACGCGUUGUCAUUAUGGUUUUUGGAUAGCAAUGAAAGAGUUGGUACCAACCCUGGGGGUAAUUCUGGAGGCCCUCACAUUUUCGACGGGGUUCAGGUUCUUCUCAGCAACCAAGAAAGUAAAGGGCUCAAGUUGAUUGUCAAUGACGGGAGCAAGAUCGUUGAUGGAAGACUCAACCAAGUAGUGGGGAACUGUGACUUCAACUAUUGGGAUUCAACAAUCCCUUUCACCAUCAGAGUAUCUUACUCGCGUAGCAACAAGUGGUUCAAGAUCCAAGUCGACAACAACCUUUGUUUGAAAACUGAUGCCAUCACCAUCCCCUCGACGGAUUUGCAACUUGGUGUCACAGGACAAAUCGAGAUUGGGUCACAAGAAGAAUUUGAGAUCAUGAAGUUGGACAUUUGGGACCAUCUCACCCCGGAUGCGAUCGAUGACCACGCCUUGAUGGGGGACGGAGCCACCACACAACAACAGAAAGAUGCCAUUGAACAAGAUCACAUUCCUCCUUCACAAUUGAGACAGUCCUUGAUGGAAAGAACAAGAAAGCAACAGGAGUUGAUGAGAGAGCAGCAACAACAACAAAAGCAGGAACAAAAGCAACGUCAUGCCAUUCUGUCACAACUGCAACAACCAGAGGGUGACUCUUCAGCACCAUCGUUCGACUACAGUGUUUUCACUGGUCAGAUCGACGAUAUUAUCAGUAGAAUGAAUGCGCUCCAAGAAAACUCAAUCUACGAGUCCAAGGUUCUUCUCUCCAGCUUCACAGAAGUCCAGGACGUGCAAAAGAAGCACCUGGUGGCACUUGAUGAGAUUAAGGACGAACUCACGGUGUUCAAGGCGACUCUUACUCAACAAUUUUCCGAAAUGCUCAGGGGAAUGUCACAAUUGAACGAAAGGGUUAUUGGUGAAGUUCGUGAACAUCAAUUCAGUGUGGCUGAAAUGUCCAAGAAGGUCGACUUGCUCAUGUCAAACCAUAAGGAAGUUGCCUUCCAAUACCAAAGAGGUCUUGAAAACGCUGAUGGUACCGACUUUGUGGAUAGACUCGUUUCCAAGAUCAAAUGGAUCAUGAUCCCACUUGUCAUUGGAGUGAUGAUAUUGACUGGGUUCCUCUACAGGUUGAGACAUGAUAUCAAGCAUUCAAAAUUGUUAUAAAUAUAUAUACAUACAUACAUAUAUAGAUCGAAGAAAAAAAACAACCAUGAAGGGAACAUAUCCUUCCUUCUGACUAUUCUGAUACCUGGGUGCUAUUUGCACACGUACUAUUUAUAGUUCA
Molecule: messenger RNA, 1862 nt
Organism: [Candida] anglica
Lineage: Eukaryota; Fungi; Ascomycota; Pichiomycetes; Serinales; Debaryomycetaceae
Source: the annotation of a GenBank genome assembly